GGCAAACUCUCUACAGCGAGUCUCAUUGUAAUUAUAUCAAGAUGUCUUAUGUUUGUGUGUAGUGAAUGCCCAUUUGCCAAGAUGAAUUUGCCACUAAAAUGGAUUAAAAACAGAAAAUACUAAGUACCAGGACGAAGAUGGUAGGAAGAGGGUGGUGGUUGCUGGUGUGGACACUGUGCGCUGCUUGGACGGUGUGCGUUGUGCAUGGAGGGUCAGUGUGCCAGCAGGGGCAGGAGUUUUACAACAGUCAGCAGGGGAAGUGUGUGCCAUGUACACGCUGUCAUGGUCCCCUGGUGGUUGCAGUGCCUUGUUAUGUGUACCAGGAUGCUGUUUGUGCUCCGGCGACUCACUUCAUCCCAACCUGGUCAAGGCACAAUGGACCCCAAGCCCCCAUCACCCUCUCCACACCCACCACCCUACAAAACCAAACAAAAGAGGAACGUGGUCAUGGAAAACGGAUUCCAAAGCUUUCCGGUGGUAGUCACAGUCCAUCAGAUAGCAAAAAGUCUGGUCAUCACGGGAGCACAACUAACAAAGAUAGUAAUGCCACCUCACAUAAAAGUAACCACAAAAGGCAGAACAGUAGUUCGAUACUUAGCCAAAAUAACACGGAGAAAAGCAGAAGAGAAAACUUGAAUCACCACCACCGUCACAAACACAGUGGGGAAAGGAGUGACCACAGAUCACAUGAUAAAUCUAUGGUGGUGAUGAAAGGUGCCAGUGUUAGUCAGAGAAGUGGUGGUGCUAGUGAGGACCUAAGUGUUAGUGCUGUCAGUGUGUCAGUUAAUGGAGUUGACAGAAAGGGUAGUAGUGAUAGUGAGUCAUUGAGUGUGGACAUCAGUGCUGGUGCUAAUAGUGAUAAGGACAGAAACAGUGACAGUCAAGAGCUGGAGACAUUUGACUGGCAAAAAACGUUAUUUUUCACUACUAUCAUUGUUAUAAGCAUUAGUAUCAUUGUGCUCAGCGUUUUUAUAAUUAGUCAUAUAAGAAAUAUCUUCACACGGAGGAAACUAAAAAGAGUAGGUGAAACUAUGCCUGAAGAAAGUAGUGGUGAAGUAACAGUGAUGGCACAGCUGCUGUCAGAAAAUUCUACAACCACACCAAGAACCGCGGUUGUCCACAACCGGUAUGCCGGGACGGGUGCAAGAAUUGCUACAAGUACAGCCAUCAUUACAUCAACAAGUGCAGUUAUAACCAGUGGAACGUCAGCACAGGACUCUGAGCGAAUGCCUGGCCAAGUGUACCCACCAAUUCCUUUCACAAUGGACAGGCUGCUGGAACAACGAAGAGUACUGGGUCCUGCUUCAUCAGUUGACACAAAUCUGUACAUUGAGAGUUGGCAGCAGCAGGAUAACCAACCAGCCAUUCAGUUCCCAUCAUCUGCCAGCCCCUUGGUUAGCCACCGGAGUCCUCCACAGAGAUCAGUUUCUGCAUGUCCAAGUCCAGUACCUGUGCGGACUUAUCGACUUGGACCUGCAUCAGCCUCAGCAAGUCCUGUUGUCUCUGCCAGAGGGUUAGGGCCCCCAAGAGGACGUAUGCGAGGAACUUUUGUGUCACCUGCCUACACGUUAUCUAACAGUAGCAGUGGUGUAGCGUUAAGUGGCUGUAGCUCUCUUGCUACCACAUAAUGUCAAGCCAAUUGAGUGUGGAGCAAGGUUAUAAGGUAAGCUAAGGUAACCUUUAGGAAACCAAGAUCAGUCCUUCGGGUAAUGCUACUGAUACUUUGUCAGAUCACAUUCAAGUACUCUUGCCUAACAAAGCAACUUGAUGUGAAGACAGUGUUACACUAUUUUGGCUUUCCCAACUUGGUUUACCCAAGCUAUAAGCUACUCACGUGGCAGCUCAUCCAUGUAGAGGCUUAACCCAUACAACUUUUAACAGCCCAACAGUGUGGUUGUUUAUUCUGUAUUCCACCCUGUGCUCACUUGCUCAUUAUAUACCCCAAAUCAGCUGAUGGAGAACUUAAUAUUGAUUCAGUUGAAAAGGUAUGAAACCUCAUAAUCUGCAAAUUAUUUUUAUGUAAGAACGCCUUCAUAUAUAACUUUUUUCAUUCCCAUGCUCAGACUUGGAAGCUACUUUUCCCAUAGAAAAUACUUUAAUCAAAAUUGUCAAUUGAUAAAAUUGAGAGGAUCGAGAUAAACAGUACAGCUCUAAUCGUAAUGCAAUGUCUAGGCACACAGAUGUAACAAAGUGUUGGGGCACAUAUUGAUUUAUAUGUAUAUAUAGGCUAGAGAGUGUAUUUAUAUGAGAAAUGUAAAUAGACAUUUUUAUUUGUGUGCCAGUGUCUUGAUAGAAGUUUGUGGAUGGGAUGUGUGAUAGUUAAACAAUGCACUGGAUCUAGUGCUACCAAGCAUUAGAUUGGAGUGCACCAAAGCUCAAGUAUCUUUUUUGAGGUUAAACACUGCUCAAUGUUGUAUUCUGGGUAACAAGUGGAAUUUGGUUUGCCCAAAUUUUCUUUGCUCAUAGGUAAACACCAUUAUGCAGUGCAUGGAAUAUAUUUUAUAAUAGUUUUUUGGCAUGUUUGCUUGAUGGGAAAAUGAUGUGAGUAAACAUAUUUCUUGUGCCAUAUCAGGUCAUCCCAUUUUGACAUUAAUUAUAGUGCCAUAAUGUGUGAUACUCUUUUGUCAGUGGGUAGAUGAUACUUAAUCUGAAUACUGUGUUCAGGUCAGCAAAUCUCAGAACUGAAAAGGUUACUCAUUAUCAUCUUAAUAGUGUAUGUGCCUCGUAUGCCACAAGUAUUUUUAACAGCUUGAAGAGAAAAGCAUUUAGCCUUAAUUUCUAUACUCGGAAAGUUUUAAUUGUCGAAUCCUGCAUGAUGUUCUUUUACAUGUUUCAUUCUUCAUUACAAUCUGAAAGUUGCUUUAAAAUACAAAUAAUUUUAUAAUGGCCAUGAGAAGUAGAAUCUCCAGGAAACAGAUCUGUUUUAAUUUUCAGACUAAAUAUAGUAAUCUCCACAUAUGAUUUAUAACCAUGUUCUUCAAUUUACUUGGUUAAAGAUGACAGACACUGUGCAUUAUAAUGCAAAGGAGAGGGGAAAUUAGUACAAAAUUUCAGGAUCACUUCUAGAUUAACUGAAAAAAAAAAUUGGAAUGAAGCCGUGGGAUUACUCUUGGUCUUAGAAAUUGUUUAGUCACUUGCAGUAUAAAUAUCAAUGUCAUUGCUGUUUCAGGCUUUUUGAAUUAGAUGAUAGAUGUUCUACUUGGAAGUAUGAUGAAGUUUUGAAAUUUCCAGUCAUAUUAAACAUGUGUCAUGUUGAAUUAUAACAAUGGAGUAAAGGAUUAUGUAGGUAUUCAUAUACAUGCAUUUAUGGACAUAUAUUUAGGAGUGGGGCAAGAGUAGAUGUUCUUGCCAUUAAUUCAUUAUUAGUAAUUGAUAUAACAUGUAUGAUAAAUUUCCCUAAGAGUUUUUUUUAUCUUCAUAAUAUAUGCUUUUAAUAAUACUGUAUUAAUUAUUGUAAAAUCUUGUGAUUAUCUCUCUUGCCUUGUGGGUUUUGUUUGAAUUGAAAUCACAUUUAAAGUUGAAUUGUUUUCUACACAAAUUGUUCAUAUUUUUAUGUACUGAUUCAUUCACUCAAAUGUUUAAGAAAUAUGUGUGUAUAUGUAUGUAUGUAUGUGUGUAUAUAUAUAUAUAUAUAUAUAUAUAUAUAUAUAUAUAUAUAUAUAUAGUAAGUGA
Penaeus chinensis is the source of this 3672-nucleotide messenger RNA. RefSeq lists its product as uncharacterized. The coding region runs from base 138 to 1628 and encodes 496 amino acids. Gene Ontology annotation, molecular function: protein binding. NCBI's taxonomy places the organism in Eukaryota, Metazoa, Arthropoda, Malacostraca, Decapoda, Penaeidae. The record is from RefSeq and is a predicted model, not a curated record. The transcript is spliced from 4 exons.